This is a messenger RNA of Cavia porcellus (domestic guinea pig), 799 nucleotides long. It is a transcript of the gene Neurog1, whose product is annotated as neurogenin 1. NCBI's taxonomy places the organism in Eukaryota, Metazoa, Chordata, Mammalia, Rodentia, Caviidae. Gene Ontology annotation, biological process: positive regulation of transcription by RNA polymerase II; axon development; sensory organ development. The record is from RefSeq and is a predicted model, not a curated record. Bases 25 to 750 code for a protein of 241 amino acids. Gene Ontology annotation, molecular function: protein dimerization activity; E-box binding; DNA-binding transcription factor activity, RNA polymerase II-specific. The transcript has a single exon. Gene Ontology annotation, cellular component: nucleus.
CCGUCGAUCCUGCACACCCCAGCGAUGCCCGCCCCGCUGGAGACCUGCCUCUCCGACCUCGACUGCGCCAACAGCAGCGAACUGUCCGGCUUCCUCACCGACGAGGAAGACUGUGCCAGGUUCCCGUCUCCAGCUUCCGCCUCGGGGCCGCCCGCGCCGGCCCGCAGGGGUGCCCGGGGGAUGCCCGCGGCGACCGAUGUUCCAGUGGCUCAGGACGAGGAGCAGGAGCGACGGCGGCGCCGCGGCCGCGCGCGGGUGCGCUCUGAGGCGCUGCUGCACUCGCUGCGCAGGAGCCGGCGCGUCAAGGCCAACGACCGGGAGCGCAACCGCAUGCACAACUUGAACGCCGCGCUGGACGCGCUGCGCAGCGUGCUGCCCUCCUUCCCCGACGACACCAAGCUCACCAAGAUCGAGACUCUGCGCUUCGCCUACAACUACAUCUGGGCGCUGGCCGAAACCCUGCGGCUAGCAGACCAAGGGCUGCCCGGGAGCGGUGCCCGGGAGCGUCUCCUGUCUCCACAGUGCGCCCCCUGCCUGCCCAGACCCCCGAGCCCGGCCAGCGACGCAGAAUCCUGGGGCUCCGGUGCUGCCGCCUCCCCCUGCGCCGCCGCCGCCUCGCCACUCUCUGACCCCAGUAGCCCUGCAGCCUCUGAAGACUUCCCCUAUGGCCCUGGUGACCCCCUUUUCUCCUUCCCUGGCCUGCCCAAAGACUUGCUCCACACGACACCGUGCUUCAUCCCUUACCACUAGGCCCUGUGCAGACAACGUUACCUUCCUCCUCCCCCAGUCAACGGCAAUA